UUAGCAAGUUUAAAGAAAUGUACAGUCUACCUGUCAGAAACUUGUCAAACAGGUUUUGCAUUGCUUGAAUAGAUUUCUAUUUUUAGCAAACGUCAACACCGGGAACGGUCUAUUCUGGUACGUAAACGCUCAACCUGUUUACCAUUUUCGUUGUGAUAUUUUUUGGAUUUUCGUAAUAAUUGAGUUAACUUAAAACAGCUUGGGCAAGAUGACGACAGGAAACAAGACAGCACGGGUGAUUUUUCUGGUUUGCGACUUUAUCUUCUUGAUAAUGGGGAUCGGAAUCUUCAUAGCAGGAAUCUACCUGAAGGUCUCCCGCGCUGACUUUACCGAGGUGUUGGACAGUAAGGAAUUUAACUUUGCCACAGCACUGAUGGUCUCUGCUGGGAUCAUAGUUGUGGUGGUGGCCAUUAUUGGACUGAUCGGAGAGCGACUACAGAACCAAUGCGUGCUAGGAGUAUACCUGAUCUGUGUUAUACUUAUCUUCUGUUUGGAACUAGCAGCUGGUAUUACUGGAGCUAUCUACAGAAAUAGGGUUAGUGGAUAAACAGUGUUGUAUCAA
Mizuhopecten yessoensis (Yesso scallop) is the source of this 562-nucleotide messenger RNA. RefSeq names its product 23 kDa integral membrane protein-like. The transcript is spliced from 4 exons. Gene Ontology annotation, cellular component: membrane. The record is from RefSeq and is a predicted model, not a curated record. Lineage: Eukaryota; Metazoa; Mollusca; Bivalvia; Pectinida; Pectinidae. The coding region runs from base 209 to 547 and encodes 112 amino acids.